CGCGCGCGCCGAGGAAAACGUUGCGCAGGUUCAAAAAUGGAACGUCGGCGGCGUGAGGGAGCGCAAGGGGGUGUGCGCGCGUGCGCGUGCGCGUGCGCGCCCGGGCGAGGGUGACUGGGACCCCGCCGGCCCGAGCAUCGCGCGCCGCAGCCGCGGCCCCGCAGCUCCGCCCCCGGCCCGGCCCGGCCCGGCCCCGGGCCCGCUCGCCCGCCGCCCCGCAUGGAGCUGUCAGCCAUCGGCGAGCAGGUGUUCGCCGUAGAGAGCAUCCGGAAGAAGCGCGUGCGGAAGGGUAAAGUCGAAUAUCUGGUGAAGUGGAAAGGAUGGCCCCCAAAGUACAGCACGUGGGAACCGGAGGAGCACAUCCUGGACCCCCGCCUGGUCAUGGCCUAUGAGGAGAAGGAGGAGAGAGACCGAGCAUCGGGGUAUAGGAAGAGAGGUCCGAAACCCAAGCGGCUUCUGCUGCAGCGGCUGUACAGCAUGGACCUGCGGAGCUCCCACAAGGCCAAGGGCAAGGAGAAGCUCUGCUUCUCCCUGACGCGCCCACUCGGCAGCGGGAGCCCCGAGGGGGUGGUCAAGGCGGGGGCACCCGAGCUGGUGGACAAGGGCCCCUUGGUGCCCACCCUGCCCUUCCCGCUCCGCAAGCCCCGCAAGGCCCACAAGUACCUGCGGCUCUCACGCAAGAAGUUCCCGCCCCGCGGGCCCAACCUGGAGAGUCACAGCCAUCGACGGGAGCUCUUCCUGCAGGAGUCAGCGGCCCCGGACGUCCUGCAGGCGGCCAGCGAGUGGGAGCCUGCUGAGCAGCCCCCUGAAGAGGAGGACGCAGAUCUGGCCGAGGGGCCCCCCUCCUGGACACCCACGCUCCCCUCAAGUGAAGUGACAGUGACCGAUAUCACCGCCAACUCCAUCACCGUCACCUUCCGCGAGGCCCAGGCAGCUGAGGGCUUCUUCCGAGACCGCAGCGGGAAGUUCUGAAUCACCAUUUUUACUCUUCUUCAACUGUUUUCUUUUGGGCUUGGGGUGGGGACUUCCAGAAAUGGGGAGGGGUUGGGGUGGGUAAUUAUUUUAUUUAAAGAAACAUUGACGAGGAGAAGGGGGGAAGAUCCCAGCACUCUCCCACCGCCCCGCCCCUUUCUCUGUGCGGACGUUUACAGGGCGGCCUUGGGUCUGUGUCAGGGCUGGGCCUGGGGAGGCCUGGCACUGCUCUGUCACUUGGGGUACCAUCUCCAGGGUAGGAUGGGGACAGGACCAGCCUCCCCCGGACACCUCCAUCACCAUUCUUCUCUAGAGAGACAGCAGCUGGUCCCCAGGACUAAAGGAGGAUGGGAAGGCCUGAACCCUCCCCUUAAGCAGCCCACCCCAGCCUUUCUGGUUGGUUUCCCCUUUGCCUUUUUGUGUGUGUGUGUUUGGGGAGGGGUCUUUAUUUUUAACUUUCCACUCCAGCUUUGCGGGGGGAUAUGGAGGCUGGCUUUGACCAGAAGUGAUUGGGUCACAGAGCUAAGGGGCUGGGAAGGGUUUGAGAUUGCUGGGCACGUCCCACCCCUUCAGAAAGGUCUCUCCUUUCCCCUGGGGGCAGCUGCCAGCUAAGCCCCUUCCGCUGAGAGCUACCCGCCCCAGCUCCAUCGCCUGGCCCGUGCAAACUGCUCACUUGCACACCCAGCCCUGCAGGUGUGUGCACACGGCCCCUCGCGCCCUCAUGACUGCAUGCACCGGUCCGCAGACGUGUGCAGCGGGUCUUGCAAGCCUCCUGACCGGGUGGACGGGGCGGGGUGGCGGGGGAGUGAUUCACAGCACAGAAGAGCUUGCUGUAGGCAGCCCCGCUCAUCCCACCUUGCACAGCACUUCGCCUGACAGGACCUAUCCGAGUCAGCGUGGAUAGCUGUCAGUGGAGGGCAAGGCUCCGGCCAGGGGGCAGCUGGAUGGCCUCCGACGCUCCAGGCGUGCGGAUGAAGUCUUGUGGUGUCACCUGGGUAGCCACGGGCGUGCAAGCGUGUGCAUGUGUGCUGUGCAACGGCGCGAGCUCUGAGGCACUUAUGCCCUGUCCCCCCACCCCCGGGGCUCCUGUUCUCUCUGACUCAGGUGACUUUCCAGCCCUUCUGUCUCCCCUCUUUUUCUGCCCUCCCCUUCAACUCAGCCAACCAGACAUGGGCGUGGGUGGUCAGGGAGGGAGGAAGCGUCCCACCACCUUCUCAGGGCAGCCCUCGACUCCUGACACCCUUCCUCCUUCCAUUCUGGGUCUCCCCCGCAUCCACCCUCAGUGCUGCAGCUGGGACUAACCUUGUUUCUCUGCGGCGGGACCUCUGCCAUGUCUUCCUGUGGUCGGGCUGUAGUGGGUGAUGGGUCAGGCUGUGCACGAGCCCCCCACCCUGGCAGGGGCCUGUGUCUGCCAGAAGAGGGGCGCUCUGUUUCUGGUUUGCACAGACGUGCCCUGUGGACUAGUGGCUCCCCUGGCAGUAAGGAGUGACUUCUCCCCUAUCCUGGUCCUGCAGGGGAGAAAAAGCCAGAUUGGGGGUGGGCCCCAGGGGAGCAAGUGAAAGGCUGGCCCCCUCGCCUCUCCCCAUUGUCAGACCAGGCACUCAGGUCCCUCCCCCGGGGCUGUCUCCAUGCUCUGCUGUGUCCUGAGGAAGUGGGCAGAAUCCUGCUGAGGCUCGACUAGGGCAGUUCUUCCCCCAGACUCCUCUUCCCAAGUUCCCAAACCAAAGACAGCCUGCACCCCAUUUUUGUUUGGGGUGCCUUGCUGGCAAGAUCCCAGAUCCCUGAGUGUCUGUCUCCCCUUUCUCCUUAAUCCUUCGUUGUCCAGGGUCAAUUCAGUGCUUCCAUUGGGGGAUGGCUUCCUCCCCCCCACCCCAUGACUUGAUUCACCCCCAGGCUAGGGGGUUGUGUCUAGGGGAGUCUGGGGGUGGACCAGGGAACGAAGGGGCAGUGGGGAACCUCCCCAGCUGUGGGACCCUGGGGAGGGGAAGGGCAGCCUGAGUGGGAAGCUGUCCCAGAUCAGGGGCUCCCGGCAGAGGGGAGGGUGGUGGGCAGGGGUGUCGCGCUGACGGAAAGCUGUGGGCCCUGGCUUGGGACUCGGCUGGCUUCAGCUUCCAAGAGAAGUCACACUCCGCAGCCCCAGGGGAUACGUGGCCUCCUCCUGCCUCACUUUGAAGAGCUGUUUGUGUAGUUUGUGGGUCUGGGGCCUCUCUUGUGGGGUGAGGCAGCUGCCACAGAGGAGCACUUCUAGCCUCUCUCAGCCCUUCACAGCCCGCAGGGCGCCCUGCUCUCUGGAGGGCCGGACCUGGGAGCGGAGGCUCCCUGGGGGAAGGGCUGCAGGCUGUUAGGACCUUCCUGCCCAGGACCCAGGACGGUGACCUCUGUGAGGGGCUGGAAGUGGCCUUGCAGGACUCCUCCAGCCCUGAGCGUCCCAGAGGGCCUUGGGGUGAGAGGGGGCAAGGUGGGCACGACCUCCCACCCCACUGCCACCCGAGAAGGCCAGUACUCACUUGGGGGUGGGCGUUGAAAAGGUUGGACCACCUGCCUUUCCUUCCCCCAGCCCCACCUGUUUUGAAUGUAGAGAGACCGGUUGGUACUUUUCUUUUGCUGUGGGGUGGGGCGAGGGGCAUAUUCUCCGCCCGUGGCGCGGCCACUUGGGAAUCACAGCCGCUCUUAGGAUGGUGGUCCCUCCACCAGCUUCCCCCUGGCUCCUGCCCUGGGGAAGGGCGCUUGGCUUGUCAGGUGGUUUCGCUUUUGCUUUAUAACUGGCCAGCCUGGCCUCCGGGUCUCAGCACAAGAACGCUUCCUUUGCACAGAAUGAGCGUCGAGCUUUGUUCAGACUAAAUGAAUGUAUUUGGGAGGGGUUGGGGGCGCGAGUCAAUUCCAAGCACACGCCGUUUCAGAGUGAGUGUGUGCGGGGAGAGCUAGAGCAGAUGCAGAGCGUGGUUUUAUUUUUGUACUGAUAUUGGUAAGAGACUGUAUAGCAUCUAUUUAUUUAGAUGAUUUAUCUGGUAAAUGAGGCAAAAAAUAUUAAAACUACAUUAAAGAUGAUUUUAAAAAAAA
Orcinus orca (killer whale) is the source of this 4032-nucleotide messenger RNA. It is a transcript of the gene CBX7, whose product is annotated as chromobox 7. The coding region runs from base 220 to 972 and encodes 250 amino acids. Gene Ontology annotation, cellular component: PRC1 complex. Gene Ontology annotation, biological process: negative regulation of transcription by RNA polymerase II. The record is from RefSeq and is a predicted model, not a curated record. The transcript has 6 exons. NCBI's taxonomy places the organism in Eukaryota, Metazoa, Chordata, Mammalia, Artiodactyla, Delphinidae.